UAGUGACAAACAAUGUACUUACUUUUAACGCUUUUAGCCCUACUCCAGAUUAAUCAAUUAAACAUAGGAAGAAGUUAUGUAUAUUGAAUAGAAUUAAUUUGUGCGAUAUUUAGUGAACAUUUCUAAUAAGGUGCCAUUCCGUAGACAACGUUAUAUUUGGCAAAACAGAAUUAGCAUGGUGUGUAAACAUGAUUCUUCAAUCACUGUUCACAAAUAAAAACAUGGCUGACAAUUAUAGCUAUUCGAACAAGUUGUAUUAAUGCUAGCUCAAUAUAGUGCUUGUUCAUUUAUGCAAUGCCAGUAACAUUUUUUAAGUGGUAAUGAAACAGUAGAUGCUGUGAACAGAUAUCAACAUUUAUCUAUCAGAUGCGGUUUAUAUAAAUGACAGGAAUAACAUAAGGAACCUCAACACAUUUAUAAGAAGCAACUAUGUCCGUCCUUCUUCUGUUAUUUCUGAUUCGGACAAUUGAGUUAUCAAUUGCUUCAACAAAUACUAUGAGUAAUGGAAUAGUAUCUCAGAAAAACACAACUUCAUUCAUUUCAUCACAAAACAUAAUUGCUCAAUUCUCUCUGGAGAAUAAUACAUAUUUUACACACCUUACGUACGACUUGCGUCGAAAUCUGAUGUAUGCAGGAGCAACGAAUAGAAUAUUUCAACUUGAUACAAACCUGAAGCAAAUCAAAGAAGCAGUUACAGGCCCAAUACACGAUUCUCCACAGUGUCAUGCUGGUGGAUGUUCAGUAGAUGAAGUCGAAACUUCAGAAACCAACAAUCACAAUAAAAUCCUUAUCUACAAUCAAUUGGGAGAUACUCUGAUUGCCUGUGGUAGUGUUCAUCAAGGAGCAUGCGAUAUUUAUUAUCUCAAUGGGCGGUUUCCAGAAUCAGCCAAAUACAUAGAAGUAGCUUUGGCAGCCAAUGAUGAGUUUUCCACAACUUAUGCAUUUAUCGGUCCAAGCAAAUACCAAUCAUGGAAAAAAGAAGAUAUACUUUACGUAGGAACGACAUUCACUAAUGUUGGUGAUUAUCGUCAUGAUGUUCCAGCUAUUUCCUCGCGAAAGUUAGAUGAUCUCAAUUACGCCGAAUUUUCGAUACAACAAUCAAACAUAAAUAUUGAUGUGAAGUAUCGUGAUCAUUUCAUUGUAAACUACGUGUAUGGAUUCAACAGCUCAGAAUAUGCAUACUUCGCAGUAGUACAAAAAAAAUCGCAUUUGGCCGAUGAAGCGGGAUUCAUCACGCGAUUAGCACGAAUUUGUGUUAACGAUCCAAAUUAUGACAGCUACACAGAGGUUACAAUAAGUUGUGAAGCUAAUGGCGAAGACUACAACAUCCUGCGAGAUGCUAAAAUUUUUCAGACUGGAAUUAAACUGAGUCAUGAUUUAGGAAUAAAAAAAGAUGACUUUGUUUUAGUGGCAGUUUUUUCACCAUCAAAAGAAAUAACUAGUGAACCUCAAAACAAGUCCGCGAUGUGUGUUUAUAGUUUAAGCGAAAUUGAAGAUCUUUUCAAUGAAAACAUACACUCAUGUUUUAAUGGUAGCAUUAAGGAUAGAAAUUUAGGAUACAUUUCCGGUACAAUCAAUGAUGGUAAAUGUCCCGUGGUUGGAUCUAUUGGUAAUAUAUUCAACUUUUGCCAUGUAGGAUUGAAAAUUAGCGGUGUCACGUCGAUUACUACGCGCUCUAUGUUUACAUUUCCCAACGAAUCGAUAACUUCGGUUACGAUCACCAACACUGGACCUCACACACUAGCAUUUCUAGGAACUAUAGAUGGGUGGAUAAAAAAGAUACUCAUGUCCGGGGCUUCCGCAGGAGAAUACGAGAAAAUAGAAAUAGAUACUGGCUACAAAAUAUUACCAGACACUAUGAUUUCUCCACAAUCAGAUUAUUUGUACGUUCUAUCGGAAAAAAAAGUGACGAAAAUACAAGUUGAGCAUUGUAGAACAUUUUUGAACUGCUCCAGCUGCUUGGAAUCUAGAGAUCCUUUUUGUGGAUGGUGUUCUCUUGAGAAACGGUGCACAGUACGUAAUGCAUGCCAAAAGGACACUAGCACAGCUCGUUGGUUAUCUAUCAGUACAGGUCAGCAAUGCAUUGAUUUUGAAAUGGUUUCUCCAGACAAAAUUCCGAUUACUCAAAUGACAACCGUUCACCUUACUAUUCGCACAUUACCCGAACUGCCACAGAAUUCUAAAUACAAAUGUGUAUUCGGCAACUCAACACCGAUCGAUGCGAACGUAACCAACGAAGGACUAGUAUGCAGAACCCCUCCUUUAUAUUCAAGACCAGUGUUACUUGUCAAUACUGAUCAUAUUCUAGUGCCAUUAAGUGUACGAAGCUCGGAAACUAACAAAGAUUUUGUGUCCCGCAAUUUCGCCUUUUAUGAUUGCUCUCGUCAUGAAAACUGCAGAAAAUGUCUUCAAAGUUUGUGGGGGUGCAAUUGGUGUAUUUAUGACAAUAAGUGCGUAUACAACACAUCAACAUGUCGAAAUUCAGGAAGUAUUGUCACUAACGACAGUAUUUGUCCUCACUUCAAGCGUCGAUCACUGCCAAUUUUGUUACCCAAUAAGGUUCCAAAAGAAAUUAAAUUAGAAAUCGAAAAUUUACCACGACCGCAAAGUGUUCACACGGGAUUUCUCUGUACAGUUAAUAUAGAAGGUGCUCAUAUGGUACUACCAGCACGAGUUGAAUCAAAUAAAUAUGUAGUUUGUGAAAAAACACUGUACUCAUAUGAAGCCAAGACAAAUGAAUAUGAAGCAAAAGUAGAUGUUAACUGGAAUCGUAAUCAUUAUAUAGAUACAGUGUCAAUUAUUUUGUACAAAUGUGAUAUUCUUGGAUCUCACAGAGAGCACGCGGACUGUAGUUUAUGUGUAACGCGCGAAAAGAAAUAUCAGUGCACGUGGUGCAAUAAUCAAUGCGCAUACAACGAAAGCUGUACAUUCGAUACGCACACUAAUGAGUGUCCUAAGCCUAGAAUUGAUUUAAUCAAGCCAUUGAGUGGUCCUAUAGAAGGUGGGACAAUACUAACUAUAGAAGGUAGCAAUCUUGGUAUUCGCGAAGAGGAUGUACGAGGUAAAAUACGAAUUGGUAAUAUUCCUUGCGAAUUAGUGAAUUAUGAAAUUUCGGUGAAAAUUGAAUGCCGAACGGGAUCCGUACCAGAAGAGUUGACCGCAUCAAUUAAAGUUGGAAACGAAGCUGGAUACACAGAAUCCAGUGUGCAGUUCCAAUACAAAAACGUCCAACUAUCAGGAUUACAUCCUACAAUGGGACCACAAUCUGGUGGCACGAAAUUAUCUAUAAUUGGAAGAUAUCUCAACAUUGGAUCCAAAAUUUUGGCUUAUUUAGAUGAUUAUGUUUGUAACAUAAAUAUUACACAAGCUUCUUCUGGGCGCCUAACGUGUAUUUCAUCAGCAGCUCGAUCUCCUGAGCAUAUACGCAUUUUAACACUGCUGAUAGAUGGAGCUAAUCGAACGUUAAAAUGUGGAGCGGAAUAUCAACAGCAAUACAGCCUUAGUCGAAAUAAUUUCCAUUAUCAUAGUCAUUACGAAACUUGCAGCAUAUACAAUUACACUGUUGAUCCAAAAAUAUUGCAAAUAAAACCAUUGAAGAGUUUCUUGAGCGGAGGACGAAUGAUGACGGUUCAUGGAACUAAUUUAGACUCUAUUCAGAAACCUGAAAUUGAAAUUUACUACGAGGAUGAGCGAAUAAACAAAUCAGUAUGUACUGUGCUUAAUUCCAACCAAAUGGAAUGUCCAUCACCAACUGUAAACAUGAAAUUCAUUUCGUUUUAUAUGAAAUACCUUGAUCAGAUAAAUAGUAAUCUCGUUCCUAGCACCAAUCACAGUACAUCAAAAAUACGUCGAAAUAUUAUAACGACGGAAACUUCAGCACUUUAUUCAACAACACAAACAUUAGCAAGUCAUAAUCCAUCUAUAAUGGUGUCAAUAUUUUCACCCACACAAUUCUCGUCGGUGGAUGAAUUACCAACUACAGCUUCCAUGUUACGCGCCACCAUGAAGGAUGUAAGCUCGCCAAUUGCAUUGAAAAUGCAUGAACACCAAAUUGUGUUUCAGCUUAGUUUUGAAAUGGAUGAUGUUCAAUCAGUCAAAAAUUUGAAUAAACACUUUCAGAAUUUAAGAUCAACAAUUGUCUACCUUGAUGAUCCUUUAUACUUUCCAUUUCCAAGCUUUAAGAAACUAUAUAAAGGAGAUACACUUGUUAUCGAAGGAGAAAACUUGAACAUUGCUAGUGAUGAAUCUGAUGUGAACGUAACUAUUGGAUUGAUGCAAUGCAAUGUCACAAGCCUAGCUCUUACGCAACUGGUUUGUACACCACCAGAUGAGCAACCACCAUCAACUGAUGAGCAUGGAAUCAAACAGACAGAAGUGGAUUUGCCAUUAGUAGUAGUACGUGUUGGACAGAAUCUACGAUAUGAAAUUGGGUACCUAAAGUACGAUUUGAUGAAGCCCUACACGUUUUCACAUAUUCUUUUAGGAAUCAUUAUUGGUACUCUGUUUUUUGUCGUAUCGCUUGUUGUUAUUUUAUUCAUUUAUCGCCGUAAGAGCACUCAAGCUGAACGAGAGUACAAACGAAUACAGAUACAAAUGGACACCCUUGAAAGUAAUGUUCGAAUGGAGUGUAAACAAGCUUUUGCGGAACUGCAAACCGAUAUGACAGAUUUAACAGCUGAUAUAGAAAACAGCGGCAUCCCGACUCUUGAUCACGUUAAUUAUAUCAUGAAAGUAUUUUUUCCAGGUGUUACUGAUCAUCCAGUUUUGAAUUCUUCAAAGUUUCGGAUGAACAUGUCUAGAUCCAAUUACGAUCAAGCUAUGUUGCAAUUUGAACAACUUAUUAACAAUAAAACAUUUUUGUUAAUAUUCAUAGACACAUUGGAAAACCAGAAGACAUUCAGUAUACGAGAUAAGGUGAACGUGGCGUCAUUACUCAUGAUAGUGCUAAUGAACAAAAUGGAUUAUGCUACGGAUGUAUUAAAAUGCUUAUUGCUACGACUGAUUGAUAAAUCUGUGAUAUCAAAACAUCCACAAUUGAUGCUUCGACGAACGGAGAGUGUAGUAGAAAAAUUACUAACGAACUACAUGGCGAUAUGCAUGUAUGAAUACUUGAAGGUAUAUUGCGGCAGCUCUCUUUUCCUUUUAUACAAAGCUGUUAAACAUCAAAUAGAAAAAGGAUUAGUCGAUGCAGUUACAUAUGACGCUCGAUAUUCGUUGAGCGAAGAACACUUGCUUCGUGAACAAAUUAUUCACAGUGUCGUUACUUUACAUAUCAUACAGGAUGAUCUAGACGAAAAGAUACAAUGUAAAGUCCUAGACUGUGAUACAAUAACUCAAGUAAAAUCCAAAAUUCUGGACGCAUUGUUUAAAAAUACACCUUUUUCGAUGCGACCAUCUGUUCACGACCUUGAACUUGAAUGGCGUCAUGGCAGAGGUGGUCAUUUAACAUUGCAAGAUGAAGAUCUUACAACAAAAACAAUAUGCGAUUGGAAGCGCAUCAAUACGCUUGCACAUUACGGUAUCAAAGAAUCUGCAGUGAUGUCCCUCGUUAUCAAACAGAAUGAUAACUACAACAAUUUUAACAAUAAGCAGUCUUUUCCUAAUUGUUAUUAUAUUAAUAACUCUUCAUCUCAUCUGUCGAUCAACGGAGACAUGGUCCAUCAAACGUCAUCUUUGCAACACAAUCAUUUGCUUAAUUUUCAACAGCAAUCGCAACAUCAUCAGACUCGUGUAUACCAUUUAGUGAAACCGAUGGACGAAAAAUCUUUAUUUGGGCAGCCACAAAGCAUGCACGAAAGAACUCAUAAAGCUAUACCAGAAAUUUUUCUCACGAGAUUAUUAGCUACAAAAGGCACCAUCCAAAAAUUUGUCGAUGAUUUUUUCGCUACAAUUUUAACGGUUAACGGUGUAUUACCACCUGCAGUUAAAUGGAUUUUUGAUAUACUAGAUGCAGCCGCCAAACGCCACGGCAUUGUUGAUCCUGAUGUAGUGCAUGCUUGGAAAUCUAACAGUUUGCCAUUAAGGUUUUGGGUAAACUUUAUCAAAAAUCCAGAUUUUAUUUUCGACAUUAACAAAUCCCCCAGUGUUGAUGCUUGUCUUUGCGUUAUUGCCCAAACGUUCAUGGAUGCUUGUUCAACGACGGAAUAUAGGCUAGGGAAAGAUUCGCCUUCGAAUAAGUUACUUUUUGCUAAAGAUUUGCCUCAUUACCGCGACAUGGUUGCUAACUUCUACGCUGAAAUCGCUCGUCUAACUCAGAUAACCGACCAAGAUAUGUGCACGGCCAUGCAACAGCUUUCAGUUCAUCAGCAAGAUGAGUUUGACACGAUUGCUGCGCUGAAAGAACUCUUCAUAUACGUAACAAAGUAUCGAAAUAAGAUUAUAGAUUCCCUGGACAUGGAUAUUCAAGCGAAAAAAAUGCAUUUGAUUCAUAAGCUUGAGAAUGUUUCCUGUACACUAGAAGGUCAAAACUAUUUGUAAAGCAAUACAGCAGCAUUCUAAACAUGAAGCGAGAAGAAGCAGCUGAUAGCUUACGUGACGCAAUGAAUUCUCCAGUAUUGUUUUCCGGAUUGGUUUCAUAGUAAUAAUGAGCGUUCCCGAAAUUUCGAAACUAAAACUAAAA
This is a messenger RNA of Malaya genurostris, 6619 nucleotides long. It is a transcript of the gene PlexB, whose product is annotated as plexin-B. Gene Ontology annotation, biological process: regulation of cell migration; sensory neuron axon guidance; positive regulation of axonogenesis. The transcript is spliced from 14 exons. Gene Ontology annotation, cellular component: semaphorin receptor complex. Gene Ontology annotation, molecular function: protein binding; semaphorin receptor activity. NCBI's taxonomy places the organism in Eukaryota, Metazoa, Arthropoda, Insecta, Diptera, Culicidae. The record is from RefSeq and is a predicted model, not a curated record. The coding region runs from base 430 to 6477 and encodes 2015 amino acids.